AGAAAUUUUUAAUUCAAAACGUGCGGUAUUUACUUCAGAGAUUAGCGCAAGGCAAGCCCAGCGAAGGAAAAAGAAGAUGCUUCGAGGGGGUCGCUGUUUAUUAACCCUCACAUUGACGGUUGUGUGCAUACUCUUUGCCUGGGGCUCACCGUUGGAGUCCGAUGACUUUAGCUCACCGUUUGGCAAGCAAAUUUUGCGCUAUGCCAAAUCGGCCGAAAUCCAUAACAUGAUGGAUGAAUCUGUGGAACCAUGCGAAGAUUUCUAUGCCUUCGCCUGUGGCCAUUGGGAUCGUAUCAAUCCAGCCAAUUCCAUGGAGCGCAUGACCACGGGAUUCUUUGAGACCGUCCAAGAGGCCUUCAAUCGUAAAGUGGGCAUUGUCUUGGCCGAAGAUGACGAUGGCAAAGAUACGGCCAUUGACAAGAAGGUCAAGAACUUCUACGAGUCCUGCAUCAAUUUCUCGGCCAUAAAACAUUUCUACAAAUCCAAGCUGUUGGAGACCAUCGAAGAGUUUGGUCAAAUGCCCGCCAUAGAGGGCCCCCGAUGGAAGGCGAAUGAGUUCGAUUGGCUAGAGACGGUGGCCGAGAUGGCCAACAAAUAUGCCAUUACCAUUAUCAUUGGCUAUGACAUUAUGUCCGAUUUUGCCGAUAAUUCGGUGAAUCGUGUCUACAUAGGUCAUCCCGAUUUGCCUUUGGAGUCUCGCUCCAUGUAUCUGGAUGAGGGAAAUGCCGAGUAUCGUACCCAAUACCAGGAGAGCAUAGCCAAUAAUUUGAAGAACUUUUUGGGGCUAUCGAAAGACUUGGCCCAGCGCACAGCCCAGGAGAUACUGCAGUUUGAGGUGAGUUUGGCCAAGGGAAUAGUGGACGAUAAAGCCGGCCUGCAGCUGCAAGAGAUGGCCACACUCACCACCAUCGAUGACAUGCAGUCGAAAUAUGCCCCCGAGCUAAAUAUACAACGUUUUAUAAACAUUUCACUGGGCACUGUGCCCACCGAACCCGUUUACGAGAUGAUCGAAGACUAUCAGAGAAAUCUGGUCGAGCUGAUGCGAAAGACACCCAAGCGCACAGUGGCCAAUUAUAUUUUCUAUACUUUUGUGGAGAAUUUCUUUCUAAAGCUGCCCAAGAAGAAGUCAGAGUUGAAGAGCAAAUGCAUUGACAAUACCAAGAAAUAUUUUGCCAAGAAUCUGGACAACAUGGUCUAUCGCAAGUACAACACCAAUGACACUGAGAAGGGUGUGGAAUUUAUGUGGCGUGAAAUACAGUCCACCUUCGAGAGUGUCUUGGAGUCACCCAAACUGGAAUGGAUUGGCAAGACUUCACGCAGUUAUGCUGUGGAAAAAUUAUGGGCCAUGAAAUUGGAAGUGAACUCCUAUGAGAAGGAGGAUUUCAACAAGGAAUUUGAUGCCCUGAUAAUGGGCAAGCAUGACUAUGUGGUGAAUCUAAAGGCCAUAAUGAGACUGAAUGCCCAGAACUCACGCAAGAAGCUGAAUGAACCACCCGCCGCUUUGGAUGCCGGAGAGUUGCUGUCCUUUACCCCGGCCAACAUUAUUGUGGAGAAUAAAAUCAAGGUACCCGUCUCAAUGUUGCAACCCUACUAUGUUUGGUCCUCCACCUAUCCGAAUGCAGUGAAAUAUGGCACCCUAGGAGCUUUGAUUUCCCAUGAAUUGAUUCACGGCUUCGAUGACAUGGGCCGAAAUUUCGACAAAGAUGGCAACAAUCGUAAUUGGUGGGAUGAAAAAUCCUCGGCUGCCUUUGUCAAUCGCACCCGCUGCUUUGUGGAUCAGUACAAGAAGUACACCUACAAUGAUCAGUUAUUGCCCGAAAUGAAUUCGCAAUCUGAGAAUAUAGCCGACAAUGGGGGAGUCCGUUUGGCCUAUGAGGCCUAUUUGCGUUGGUAUGAGAGUGCCUUUCGGGCCAACGAAAAUAUGGAGGAUGAAAAACUACCACGCCUUGCUUACACCGGAAAACAGCUGUUCUUCAUUAGCUAUGCCCAAAUAUGGUGCAAUGACAUCCAUCCCGCCCUACGCAAUUUGCAAACCUCCACCGAUACCCAUGUGCCGGGGAAAUUCCGUGUCAUUGGACCUUUGUCAAAUUUCGAUGAAUUUGCCAAAGAGUUUAACUGUGCCAAGGGCACCAAAAUGAAUCCGGACCAGCAGUGUUCAAUAUAUUGAAAAAAUUUUACUUUAGCCGUAGAAAAGUAUAAAAAAAUUUUAAAAAAUGUAUUAAAAUUGUAAAUUGUAUUGAAAUUAAGAAAA
Messenger RNA from Stomoxys calcitrans (stable fly), 2251 nucleotides. RefSeq names its product membrane metallo-endopeptidase-like 1. Gene Ontology annotation, biological process: protein processing. Gene Ontology annotation, molecular function: metalloendopeptidase activity. Gene Ontology annotation, cellular component: plasma membrane. Lineage: Eukaryota; Metazoa; Arthropoda; Insecta; Diptera; Muscidae. The record is from RefSeq and is a predicted model, not a curated record. The coding region runs from base 77 to 2167 and encodes 696 amino acids. The transcript has a single exon.